Molecule: messenger RNA, 1707 nt
Organism: Penicillium expansum
Lineage: Eukaryota; Fungi; Ascomycota; Eurotiomycetes; Eurotiales; Aspergillaceae
Exons: 5
Coding region: 1-1707 (568 amino acids)
Biological process (GO): DNA-templated transcription
Cellular component (GO): nucleus
Molecular function (GO): DNA binding; zinc ion binding
Source: RefSeq, a predicted model, not a curated record
AUGAUGACCAGUGCGAAGAAUGUCGACGAAAAAGGAUCCGCUGCGAUAGAGGGACACCGCAAUGCACGGCUUGUGCCACUUCCGGGUUGUGUUGCGCCAGAGGACCUCCAGACUCAACUAGAAAAACAACAAGGGACAUCUACCGCUACUUCUGAGACACGAGCCUUCUCACCCUUCCAAGAAGGGGGCAAUACGGACAACGAAGGUGGUAGCGGUGGUAGCAGUACAGACAAUAAUGAAAUUCAAAAUACCACCAGCACAACUCCCGACACGAUUGGAAUCCCACAAUGGCCGGCACCGGUGGAAUUCCAAUUUCCCAUCAUGCCCAUGGAGCCCUGGGGAUGUUUUGACCCUUCGUAUACAAGCUCUCCCUUUCCCUCAUUUCCCUCACUGGACAAUCUUCAGGACCUGGUUCAUAUUCCAAUGGAACCCGAUCUUCUGAUCACUCCCAUGAUGCACAACGACCUAGACCAGCUUUAUUUCGAUCGGGCUUAUGCAUUUGCGCCAAUAUUGCAAACACACCGCUACCGUUCUUGGUCUAAACAGCCAAAUAAGAGCAAGCAGAAAACUUGCCUACAAUAUGCUAUGUGGACGUUGGCCUCAUCGCUCUCCAGUCAGUUCCAAGUCGAUGGGCGCAAAUUAUACGCAAAGACAAGACAACUUCUGCAUGCACUCGAGUCAGAGGAACCCUGUCAUCAAAUAUCCCUCGAGCAGGCCCAGGCGUGGACCUUGCUUGCGAUCUAUGAAUUAACGUGCCAGGAUUUCCACCGAGGCAUGAUGUCCGCCGGGAGGGCCUUUCGCUUGAUCCAGAUGAUGAGGUUAUACGAACUUGAUGUACCCCAAACACCUCCUACCAUGCAACUGAAACAGUAUCAAGGGCAGCUCACUCUUCAGGGGCUAGUUCAAGAUAACUGGAUCGAUAUUGAAACGAAAAGGCGGACCUUCUGGCUUGCAUAUACAAUUGAUCGAUUCACGAGUAUGGUUGAGGGGCUGCACAUGUUCUUCGAUGAACGGCUGAUCCGUACCCGCUUGCCAGCCCCCGAGGCGAACUUCGCAAGUGGUCGUCCCGCGGAUAUGGAUUUUCUCGCAGAUAUGAUUCCGGCGGACGACCAAGAGUGGCCACACAAAAACCUGUCAUCUUUUACAGAAAGCGUCAUCGGAGCUACCAUCUGUGGACGGGUCCUAGAACACAAACAGAAACCUCCGACCAGACCCUGUCAAGAGUUCUGCCAUCGACACCGUUCCCUUAAUGCACUGUUGGCGAAACGCAUCAGGAUGCUGCGAAUAUACGCAUCAUUGGAGUACCCAGAUCCUAUCAUCACCUUUGUUACUCUGGCGGCACAUGUAGCCGUGUUUAUGCUGUACGACCUUGUCGAAUCUAGGCCCCUAGGUAUCGACGCACAAGGAACGCAGCUCACCCAAGCUCUCUACACGGAACACAAGCAGCAGUCACUGGAUGCCGUGGCCGACAUAGCUCUUCUAAUCGCAGUGCUUGGUCAGCACUUUCAGAUGCACCCCUUAACGCCCAUCCUGCUCCUCCUAGGCGCCCGAUUCUCCCAAUCCCACCCCGGGCUAAAUGACGCUUAUAUCAAGCUCAUGCCUAGUAUCGUAACGACGUUGCAAGCCUCGACUGGCCUCAACAAGCUUGCACAAAACUUCCUCCAAUUAUUAGAACCCCAGAACGACAACUGGUCUGCUCUCGCCUAG